AUGUCUGCCAAAUCCAUCUUCGAGGCCGACGGCAAGGCCAUCCUCAACUACCACCUCACUCGCGCUCCCACCAUCAAGCCCUCGCCUCUUCCCAAGCCGACCAAGCACAACCCGCCUCCCAGACUAGCAUCUCUCUACUUCCCAGAGGAUGCCAACCCGGCGGAUAUCCUCGACCAGGCCGAGGUCACCUACCCGUGGCUGCUCCAGCCCGGUGCCAAGUUCGUUGCAAAGCCCGAUCAGCUCAUCAAGAGGCGAGGCAAGAGCGGUCUCCUCGCUCUGAACAAGACAUGGCCCGAGGCCAAGGCCUGGGUUGCCGAGCGUGCUCGCAAGGUCCAGAAGGUUGAGCACACAGAGGGUCUCCUGAGCCAGUUCCUCGUCGAGCCCUUCGUUCCUCACCCCGCAAACACCGAGUACUACAUCAACAUUAACUCCGUCCGAGAUGGCGACUGGAUCUUGUUCACGCACGAGGGUGGUGUCGAUGUCGGCGAUGUCGAUGAAAAGGCUGAGAAGCUUCUGAUCCCCGUCGAUCUCUCUCAAUAUCCUUCAAACGACCAGAUCGCAGCUUCUCUCCUCAGCAAGGUUCCCAAGGGUAUUCACAAUGUCCUCGUGGAUUUCAUCACCCGCCUGUACGCCGUCUACGUUGACUGCCAGUUCACAUACCUCGAGAUUAACCCUCUCGUGGUUAUUCCCAAUGAGGAUGCUACCUCUGCUUCAGUGCACUUCCUAGACCUGGCAGCAAAACUUGACCAGACUGCCGACUUUGAGUGUGGUGUGAAGUGGGCUAUUGCUCGCUCACCUGCUGCUCUUGGUCUCACCAAUGUUGCACCCAGCUCAAAUGGCCAGGUGAACAUUGAUGCUGGCCCGCCGCUGGAGUUCCCGGCUCCUUUCGGACGUGAGCUCACUAAGGAGGAGGCGUACAUCGCUGAGCUGGACGCCAAGACCGGUGCUUCCCUUAAGCUGACUGUCCUGAACCCCAAUGGUCGCAUCUGGACUCUCGUCGCUGGAGGUGGUGCUUCCGUUGUCUAUGCUGAUGCCAUUGCCUCGGCUGGCUUUGCCGAUGAGCUGGCUAACUAUGGUGAGUACUCUGGUGCUCCCACCGAGUCACAAACCUACUACUACGCCCGAACUGUUCUGGACCUGAUGCUCCGCGCGCCCAUGUCCCCCAAGGGCAAGGUCCUGUUCAUUGGUGGUGGUAUUGCCAACUUCACAAACGUCGCUUCUACCUUCAAGGGUGUCAUUAAGGCCCUGAAGGAGUUCUCAAAGGCUCUCAAUGAGCACAAUGUGCAGAUCUGGGUCCGUCGCGCCGGCCCCAACUACCAGGAGGGUCUCAAGAACUUGAAGGCGGCGACUGUAGAACUUGGCCUGAACGCCAAGAUCUUCGGGCCUGAGAUGCACGUCUCAGGUAUCGUACCUCUUGCACUUGUCCCCGGAAAGUGGGAGGAGAGCAAGGCGGAGGAGUUCAGGGGUUAG
Molecule: messenger RNA, 1470 nt
Organism: Phaeoacremonium minimum UCRPA7
Lineage: Eukaryota; Fungi; Ascomycota; Sordariomycetes; Togniniales; Togniniaceae
Product: putative atp citrate lyase protein
Exons: 2
Coding region: 1-1470 (489 amino acids)
Biological process (GO): tricarboxylic acid cycle; succinyl-CoA metabolic process
Cellular component (GO): succinate-CoA ligase complex
Molecular function (GO): succinate-CoA ligase (ADP-forming) activity
Source: RefSeq, a predicted model, not a curated record